This is a messenger RNA of Micromonas pusilla CCMP1545, 7176 nucleotides long. RefSeq lists its product as uncharacterized. Lineage: Eukaryota; Viridiplantae; Chlorophyta; Mamiellophyceae; Mamiellales; Mamiellaceae. The coding region runs from base 1 to 7176 and encodes 2391 amino acids. The transcript has 4 exons. The record is from RefSeq and is a predicted model, not a curated record.
AUGGGCACCCCGGGGACGGCCGCGCUCGCGUCCACGCCCGCGCUGGACUCCCUGGACGAGCAGUGGGAGCGCCUAUCCAAGCUCGCGGCGCUCCCGACGCCCGCGUCGAGCGGCGCGCGAGGUAUUCUCCCCGGAGGAGGCGGUCGGCACGGCGCCGGCGUCGGCGGGGCGUUCCACACGCCCACCCCGCGAGGCGGUGGCGGCGGCGGCGGCGGCGGCGGCGUUCACGACCACACGCCACCAGAGACGUCGCCGCUGAGGGACUCUCGAGGCCCGCACGUCGACGCCGUGGACGAUGCGUUCCUCGGGACGGUGACGCGGCGGUUGAUCGAAGCGCGGCGGAUCCCGGGCGACGGUGGUCACCCCCGCGACGCCUCCGCGGCGUCCUCCACGCCGUCGCUCGUCCUCCCGGACGUCGCGCCGACGCAGAAGGAGCGACUCUCGAAGGAGAUCAUCGCCGCGCGGAUGGAGCUGGACGACCUGCGGACGGAGUGCGAGACGCGACGGGCGGAGAUGGACGAGCGCGAGCGCGCGUUGGAUCGCUACCAAAUCGAACUCGCCGAGCGCGAGCGUCUGUACCCGCAGUUAACGUCCGCUGAGCGUGCGUUACGCGAGCGCGAGGACCUCGCCGCGGCCGCGGAAGACGCCGCGAGAGCCGCGGAGGACGCGGUCGCGGAGACCGCCGCGGACGCCGCGCGAAAGCUCGAAGACGCGAAGCGAUGCGAACGCGCCGCGCGCGUCGCCAUGGAAGCGGUGACGACGGAAUCCGCGCGCGUGAAAGAAGACCUCCAGACGCUGGAAGACCGAAGAAAGACCAUCCUCGCCGAGCUCGCGCACAGAGAGAGCGUCGUGGAGAAGCGCGAGAAGGACGCGAGCGCGAAGCUGACGGAGUCGCAGAACGCCGCGGAGCGAGGCGCGACGCGCGUCGCGAGUUUAGUCGACGCCGCCGACCGAGCGCGCGCGCGACGACAAGAGGAAGAGGACGCGUGCGCGCGCGCGGUGCAGAGGAGAGACGCCGCGCGUCUGGAGGAGACCUCCGCGUCGGAGUCGCUCGAGGAGCUGCGAAGGAAGAUUCGAGAGGCGGAGGGGGCGUCCAGGGACGCGGAGAGAGCGCGACGCGAGGUUUCGGACGCGACAAAGGCGCUGACGCGAGAACGAGACGCGACCGAGGCGCGUCUGGAGACUCUGCGCGCCGCGAUCGCGGACGAGCGCCAAACGCGCGAACGCGAGCGCGCGGGCUCGGAGGGCGAGCGCGCCUCGAGACUGGCCGCGAUGGACGCGAAAGAGCGAGAGCUGCAACGGAAAAUCGCCGCGUUCGACGGCGAGCGCGAGCGAAAGACCGCGGAGCUCGAGGCUGAGAAGGCGAGGGUGGCGCGCCAGGCGGCGGAGGUGCAGAGACGCGAGGUCGCGGUCGCGGGCGCGGAGACCGCCGCGGAGCGCGUGCGUGAGCGAGAGAUCGCGCUGGCGCACCGAGAGGCGGAGGUGAAGCUCGCGGAGGAGCAGCGCGAGAAUUUCAAGCGGAACGUCCACCGCGACGCGCUCGCGGCGUCGGACGCGCGCGAGAGCGCUCUCGACGAGCUCGAGAAGACGCUGAAGGCUGAGCGCGGCGCGGUGGAAGCGCGCGAACGCGCGGCGAUGCAGGCUGCGGAGGAGGCGGCGAAGGUCAUCGCGGAAGGGAAGGCGAAGGCGUUGGUGCUAAUGCGCCGCGAAGAGGAGAUCGACCACCGGAAAGAGCGCGCGGACGCGCGCGACACGGCGCACGCGCACCGUGCCGGCGAGCUCGACGCCGCGGCGAGGAAGUGCGACGAGGACGCGUCCGCGGCGUCGAGCGCGGUCGCGGAGGCGGCGGCGGCGACCGCGGCGGCGGACGCGGCGACGAGAAACGCGGCGCGGAGGGAGAGGGACCUCGAGGAGGAGCGGUCGCGCCUCGACGCCAAGGAGCGCGUGCUUCUGAGGUCGCUCGAGGAGCUCGAGCACGAGCGAAAGAAGCUGUCGGACGCGACGCGCGACGCGGAGGCGCGGAGGCGCGCGCUGGAGGAGGCGACGGCGGCGGCGGGGGCGCGAGAGCUCGCGGCGGAGGCGAGGACGAACGCCGCGGAGGCCACGCUCGCGGCCGCCGCGGAGUGGGAGCGCGGGAAGGCGUCCGAGGAGGCUGCGAUCGCGGCCGCGCGCGUCGAGGUGGCGAACGCCGCGAGAGAGGUGGACGCCGCUCGCGCGGAGGCGGCGGCGGAGCUCGAAGCGGCGCGAAAGGCGCGCGCGUCGCUCGCGGGAAUCGAAAAAGCGCUCGAGGAGAGAGAGACAUACCUCGUCGAGAGCUGGCGGCGGCGACGCGAACGCGAGCGCGACGACCCCGGGGGGCUUGUUGGGCUGUUAGAAGACGCGAGCGGCGGCGAGGCGGCCGCGGCGGCGGCGGCGUUCUCGUUGGAGGACGUCGCUUCGCACGCGACGCCUGGAUCUGCGAAACCGCACGUGUGGAUACCGCAAACGCCGACGACGCCGACGACGCCGCAGACCCGCGGCGGCGGCGGCGGCGGACUCGGACUCGGACUUGGACUCGGACUCGGCGGGGUCGCUUCCGCGCCGUCCACGCCGGCGAGCGUCGUCGUCGGCGGCGACGGGCUUGCGCUGACGACGAAUUCGACGGACGUCGACGCCGCGAACGCUCGACUCGCGGAGGCGAUCCGAAGGGAAACCGCGCUGCAGCGGUGGCAGUCCUCUGUCGAACGCGAAGCCGCGCGCGUCCGCGCGGAGACGCGCGCGCUCGCUUCGAGCGUCGCCGCGCACGGCGAGACGAAAGCCGCGGACGCGAGAACGAUAGAGGACGCGCGCAUCGCGGCAACCAACGCGCUGCGCGACGCGACGGAGAAGUCCUCCGCGGUGGACGCCGCGCGAUUUGACCUCGAGAGCCAAAAAGAAAAACUCUCUCGGCUCGUCGCCGCGCUCGGAUCGCGCGAGAGCGACGUCGCGCGCCGCGAAGACGCGCUCGCGACGCGGGAGGCGGCGGAGAGAGAGACGCGCGACGAGCUCGCGCGGACGACCGCGACCGCGACCGCGACCGCGGAGGCGGCGGUUCGGGAGCUCCGAAGGCUCGAGGGCGACGUCGAGACGCGGCGGGCCGAUCUGGAGAAGAUGGACGCGCGUCGAAUUCGCGCCAAAGCGGAGCGCGACGCCGCCGAGGACGACGCCGCGGAUGCGAAAUCCCGCGCGAAGCGCGCGGAGGAGAAAGCGCGACGCGCGGAGCGCGACGCGAUCGACGCAGAGAGAGCCGUCGCGAGCAAACUGCUCGAGGCGGAGCGCGUGUCCGCGGCGAAGGCGGAGGAGGCGAGGGCGCGGGGCGUCGCGGACGGCGACAAAGCGCGUCGAGAGGCGGAGGAGAGAGCCAGGGCGCUCGACGCCGAAAUCGCGGCGCGCGCGAAGAAGAUGGCCGAGGAGGACGCGCGCGUCGCGGCGAGGCUCGAGGAGCUCGAGGCGCUCGAGCGGACGACGCGGCGCGAGAGGGAAGACGCGACGAAAGCGCUCGACGCCGCGCGGCGCGAACACGACGCGUUCAGGCGCGAGGCGAAGACGAAGCUCGACGCCGCCAUCGCGCGCGAGGAGUCCUCGCGUAAAAUGGCCGCCGCCGCGGAGACGAAAUCGCUCGACGCGCGAAACGAGAUGGACUCUGUUCGCGCGCGAAUGGCGGCGCUCACCGCGAGGGAGGAGACCGCCGCGCGGAAGCAGCGCGAGAGCGAGACCCAGCUCGCGGACGCGCUUCGGAGCGUGGAGCACGUGACGCGACGCGAGAGAGACGCGGACGCGAAGGCGGCGGCCGCGGAGAAGACGCUGGCGCGCGUGGAAGCCGUCGCCGCGGAGGCGGAGGCGAAAGUCGCGGCGGCGAAAGAGGAGGAGAUGAAACUCGCGAGGCUGCGCGCGAGCGCGGCGAAGAUGGAAGCCGAGCGCGCGUCCAUCGACCGCGACGCGGAGACGGCGCGCGCGCAGCUCGAGGACGUCGCGCGGCGCGAGAUGGAGGUUCGUUGUCGCGCGGACGCGGCGGAUUCCGCGGCGCGCGACGCCUCCGCCGCGCUCGCGCGAGCGGAAGAGCUGACGCGCGCGUCCGAGGAGGCGGACGCGCGUCGGAAGAGCGAGCUUCUCGAGCUCGAGAGGCGCCUCGAUGCGAAGCGCAUCGCCGCGGACGCGGCGAGGGCCGAGAGCGACGCGCGUCGCGCCGCGUUCGCGGAGGAGACGGAGCGGAAGUUGCGCGAGCUGACGGACCGCGAGAGGGCGCUCACGCGCGAGACGGAGGCGCGGUCCCUCGCUUUCAAUCCCCGCCCGCGACGCCUUUCAACUCCGCUUCUGACGCCUAUGAACGCCACCCCGAUAUCAUCGCUCGUAUGGAACGACCCGGAGGCGUUUUCGGCGGCGAAGAGCGCCGAGAUGGAAACCGCGCGGUCGCAGCUACAGGUCGAGCUGCAAAAGAAGCGAACCGAGGCGAGCGCGAAGCUCGACGCGGAGCUCGCCGCGGACCGCGACGCGCUCGCGCGCGAGAGAGCCGAAACGCGCAUCGCGCAGCGCGACGCCGAGGCGCUGCGGGCGCGCUGCGAGCGCGAGUCUGUCGAGCUCGAGACGCGCGCGAAGGACGCGGACGCGGCGGUUACGGCGUCUAGAGCGCGCGAGGCGAAGACGCUCGCGGACGCGGCGUCCAUUCGCGCGAAGCUUCUCGCCGCGGAGAGCUCGCUCGCGGACGCCAAGACGGUCGAGGCGGAGGCGGAGCGGCGUCUGAAUGACGCGGAGCGCAGGUUUAACGCGUCAGCGGAGGACGCGCGCGCCAACGCGGCGUUAUCCGCGGCGCUCGCGGUGCGAGAGGCGGCGGUCGCGGAGGACGAGGAAAACUUGCGCAUACUCGCGGAGUCGAUCGAGCCGAGAGAGGACGCGGUACGCGCGUCGGAACAGCGCGCCAGGGACGCGCACGACGCGAUCGAGGCGAAGCAGCGCGCGGUCGACGGCGUCGUCGCCGCGACGGAGCGCGCGGCAGCGGCGGUCGCGGAGAAGGAGGCGCGGUGCGACGUCGUGCUCCGACGCGAGGAGGAGGCGACGAAGAGUCGACGAGACGCGGAGGCGUUCGCCGAGUCCGCCGCGACCGACCGACUCGCCGCCGCGAAAGCGCUCGAGGAGACGGAGGCGCGAUGCGACGAGACGCGCGCUCGAGCCGUCGAGCUUAAAGUCGCCGCGGAGGAGGGCGCGGCGCGCGUGGAGGAGAGAGAGCGCUUACUUCGAGACGCCAUCGCGCGCGCGGAGGCGGAGCACGCACGGCUGUCGGAGACGCGCGCGGAGCUUCGCGCGCUCGACCAGCUCGCCGCGGAGUGCGGCGCGCUUCGCGACGAGAAGAGCGCGCUCGCGAGCGCGGUGGAAGCGCUCGAGGCGAAGCGCAUUCGGCUCGUCCGAGAAGCGGAGGCGCUCGCGGUGGAACGCGCGAGGGUGGACGACGACGCGGCCGCCGCGCGCGACGCGAAGACCGCCGCGGAGCGCUGGGAGAUUCGCGCCGAGGCGGCGUCCGCGGAGACGACGCGGCUCUCGGAGCGCAUUCGCGAGCUCGAGAGGCGCGCGGCGGACGCGGACGCGGCGACGACGGCGGCGGAGCGAAGGAAGGAUGAGGCGAUGGCGGUGCUGUCGGCGGCGACGGCGACGGCGGCGGAGGUGUCGGCCAAGGAGAAGAUCGUCGACGCGAAGGAGAGAGAGCUGGCGCAGCGGGAAGCGGACGCGAUCGCGAGGGAGGAGGACCUCACGACGCGCGCGAGGUCCGUCGCCGCGGACGUCGCGAGCGCGGAUCGAAGAGGUGAGAAGUCGAGGGCGGCGGCGGCGGCGGCUGCGGCGGCGGCGCGCGCGCACGCGAAGCGCGAACGCGAGUGGCUCGAGCGCGCCUCCGCGGAGCGCGAGGCGCUGCGCGCGAAAGCGGACGAGCUGGAGACCGCGCGCGUCGCGGCCGUCGCCGCGCGCGCGGCCGCGGACGCCGCGGAGACGGCCGCCGCGCGCGAGCGGCGCCUCCUCGAGCGCGAGCGCGACGAAGCGCGGGAGUUUCGCGUCGAGUCCGAACAGCUCGCGCGAGCGACGGCUGACAAGAAACGGCAUCUCGAGGACACGCUGCGCGUCGCCGAGAUCGAGGCGUCGCGCGUCAGGGCGCGCCGCGCCGAGGUGGAGCGCGACGCCGGGCAGUACGAGGCUCUGCGCCGCGCGCGUCUGGACAGCGACGCGGCGGCGGCGGCGGCGGCGGCGGCGGCGGCAGCGGCGACGGCGGCGAAAGCCGCCGCCGAGCGCGCCGCGGACGAGGCGGACGCGCGCGCGUCGCGCGCGCUGCGCGACUCGGCGAAGAAAUCGAUCGAGCUCGAGGAGCUGCGCGGCGCGGAGCGAACGACGAUCGAGGCGCUGAGAGGCGAGGCGGAGGCGAAGCUCUCGGCGGCGCGCGACGCGCUCGACACCGCGCGGCGGGUGAAGCGCGAGACGACGACGGCGAAGAAGGCGGCGGCGCGCGGCUUGAUGCCGCCGCCGCCGCCGCCGCGGUCCUCGUUGCCGACGCCGAGGGUGCUCAGGAUGGGAGAGACCCCGGCGGGAUCCGAGGCGGGGGACGACGACGACGACGCGGACGCGAACGCGGACGGCGUCGCCGAGAACGCCGCGCUGCAGCGCGACGCUCUCAACCGACUGACGCGCGCGUUGCGAGAAAAGGUGUCGGACGCGAACGCGAAGUUGAUUCGCGCGGAACACUUGGGCGCGGGCCGCGCGCUCGCGACGUCGUCGUCCGGGGGGAAGACGCAGACGCAGACGCGAGGGGAGGACGCGAGCGUCGCGCGGCUGCGCGCGAGGCUGAAGAAGAUCGAGAGCGACGCCGACGCGCUCUUGAAUCUCGCGGCGAUGGAGACGACGCGCGCGGAGGAGACGCCGCGCGAGGGACGCGACGACGACCGCGACGAACGCGAUCUCCCGCCGUCAAGCGAACUCGUCCGGAGGCUCGAGACGCAAGAGACGCGUCUGAGCGAGUGGCACGCGGAUCUGUACGCGUCUCUCGAGGGGUUGUACGCGUCCGCGACGACGACGUCGACGGCGACGCCGUGGAGAUCGAGGCGCGGGUCCGAGGCGCGACGGUCCGCCCCGGGCGCGUCGUCGGCGGAGGAGACGCCGCGCUCGAGCGGCGCGUGGAAGUGA